This is a messenger RNA of Syngnathoides biaculeatus (alligator pipefish), 2234 nucleotides long. It is a transcript of the gene alox5a, whose product is annotated as arachidonate 5-lipoxygenase a. Bases 116 to 2140 code for a protein of 674 amino acids. Gene Ontology annotation, molecular function: arachidonate 5-lipoxygenase activity; iron ion binding; protein binding. The transcript is spliced from 14 exons. NCBI's taxonomy places the organism in Eukaryota, Metazoa, Chordata, Actinopteri, Syngnathiformes, Syngnathidae. Gene Ontology annotation, biological process: lipid oxidation; linoleic acid metabolic process. The record is from RefSeq and is a predicted model, not a curated record. Gene Ontology annotation, cellular component: nuclear envelope.
GAGAAGUGCUCAUCAGGGACCUAGCAAACGUGACCACAGGACUAGGGUCGAAGUUGAUGGGAGGUGGAAUUGAUAUUUUCACACGGGAGAGAGUUUUUUUGGAGUGUUUCGAUCAAUGCUGUCGUACACAGUGACCAUCGCCACGGGAAGCCAGUGGUUUGCAGGUACCGAUGACUACAUCUACAUUACGCUGGUGGGCACCGAGCGCUGCAGUGAGAGGACUCUGCUGGACAAGCCUCUUUACGAUGACUUUGAGAGGGGAGCGGUGGAUUCCUACUUGGUGAAGGUAGACGAGAACCUGGGUGAGAUUGUGUUGGUGAAGCUGGAGAAAAGGAAAUACUGGGUUCAGGACGACUGGUACUGUAGGUACAUCUCCAUAAAGACCCCGGAUGGUGACAAUGUGGAGUUUCCAUGCUACCGCUGGCUGGUCGGUGACAAGGAAGUGGUGCUGCGAGAUGGGCAAGGUCACCUGCCUCAGGAUGAUAAGACAACCCUGGUCAAGCAACACAGAAAAAACGAGCUGGAAAUGAGGCAGAAAGCCUACAGAUGGAUGGAGUGGCAGCAAGGCUUUCCGAUGAGCAUCGAUGCCAAGAGACACCAGGAUUUGCCCCGAGACAUCCAGUUUGACAGUGAGAAAGGAGUGGAUUUCGUACUGAAUUACAGCAAAGCAAUCGAGAACCUUUUUGUGAACCACCUCAUGCACAUGUUCCAGUCGUCCUGGAGCGACUUUGACGAUUUUGAGAGGAUCUUUUGGAGAAUCAAAAACACAAUCUCAGAGUACGUGAUGCAACACUGGAAAGAAGAUUUCAUGUUCGGGUACCAAUUCCUGAACGGCUGCAAUCCUGUCGUCAUCCAAAAGCUCACCAAACUUCCCGACAAGUUUCCCGUCACCAAUGAGAUGGUCGCUGUCAGUCUGGAGAGAGCGUUGACUCUGGAGGAGGAAGUUAAGGCAGGUAACAUCUACGCGGUGGACUACGAAGUGUUGGACGGCAUUAAACCAAACUGUACAGAUCCGUGCACCCUGCAGUACUUGGCGGCUCCCAUCUGUCUUCUGUACAAGAACACGCGCAACAAGAUUCUGCCUAUAGCCAUACAGUUGGGUCAGACUCCUGGCGAGGACAACCCCAUCUUCCUGCCCACGGACGGCGAGUACGACUGGCUCCUGGCGAAGAUUUGGGUGCGAUCGGCCGACUUCCAGCACCACCAGACGGUCACGCACCUGCUCAGGACGCACCUGAUCUCGGAGAUGUUUGGUGUCGCCAUGUUCAGGCAGCUACCCGCCGUCCACCCGGUAUACAAGCUCCUCAUUCCACACGUCCGUUUCACCAUCGCCAUCAACACCAAGGCCAGAGAGCAGCUCAUCUGCGAGUGUGGAAUCUUUGACAAGGCAAACGCCACGGGCGGAGGUGGUCACGUGCAGCUGGUUCGGAAGGCCACGAAAGCCCUGACCUUCAGGUCUCUCUGCUUCCCCGACAUGAUCAAAGCUCGGGGAGUGGACAGCGCGCAGGACCUGCCCACCUACUUCUACAGAGAUGAUGGCUACAAGGUGUGGGAGGCCACCAAGAGCUUUAUUUCCGACGUGGUCUCUAUUUACUACACAAGCAACGAAAAGGUCCAGGGAGAUGUGGAAAUCCAGGCGUUCGUCAAAGACGUGCGCACCUGUGGCAUGCAAGACUUUGAUUCCUGCGAGUUUCCCAAGGCGCUGAAAUCCCGCGAAGAGCUGAUCGAGUACUUGACCGUCAUCGUGUUCACGGCAUCGGCGCAACACGCAGCCGUCAACUUUGGACAAUACGACUGGUGUUCCUGGAUUCCCAACGCUCCGUCCACCAUGCGAAAGCCCCCCCCUAAGGAGAAGGGUUUGGCCAACGUGAACCUGAUCAUCGACAGCCUCCCGGACCGAGGACGCUCCAGCUGGCACCUGGGAGCCGUCUGGGCCCUCAGCCAGUACCAGGAAAAUGAGCUCUACUUGGGCAUGUACCCCGACGAGCACUUCACCGAGAAGCCAGUGAAGGCGGCGAUGGAGAAAUUCAGGAAGAGCCUGGCGGAGAUCAGCAGCGCCAUCAAGACGAGGAACCAGGGCAAGAAACUGCCCUACGACAACAUGUCCCCCGACAAGAUACCCAAUAGUGUCGCUGUUUGAGGGAUACGCGCUCAUUAAUUUUGUGUACAAACGUUUGCUCACGCGGUGCGUCGUAUUUUCACAGAAGCAGACAAUAAAAAAAACUUAGCAUGUC